Actinia tenebrosa (Australian red waratah sea anemone) is the source of this 1725-nucleotide messenger RNA. RefSeq lists its product as uncharacterized. Lineage: Eukaryota; Metazoa; Cnidaria; Anthozoa; Actiniaria; Actiniidae. The record is from RefSeq and is a predicted model, not a curated record.
UUCGUUUUUAUGACGUCACGGCUGCGCUGCGCUAUUCAGUGGUUCCGAUAUUCGUCUUCAAGCAAUCCUCCAAGUAGGCGUUGCAGCAAAUAUCACCACGAUCCGAAAGACACGGUUGUUUCUUAAUUCUGUGUAUUAUUCUUCGUUUAUCCGACACUCCAACUUGAUAUCCUAAUUGAGAAUGACAACGUUUUUCGCAUAUAGUAGCUUUUCUUUUAUUGUGCUAACGCUUUGGACGUGUUUCGAGGUACGAGGCUCAACAGCUGAAAACCCACGAAGACGACGAUUUUACAAAGAUGCCCAAUUCACAGCCAUUCAAAAUUAUUCCCUUCGCAAUGUCAUUAUAGACUUCAAGUUUGUGAAGAAUUCAAUAGGCUGUGUUCAAGCAUGUUUGGAACAUCCAGGAUGCAUCUCGGUCAACUUCAAUACUCAGGGCAAUCCCAACCACCUUUGCGAGCUCUGCAACCAAACUCUUUACUCGACCAAAGACGAGAAUAAAAUAACCAAAGCAAGGUACACUUAUUUGUGGCCUCAAUAUCCUUCAAUUUGUUCUGAAUCUCCAUGUCAAAAUGGAGGGAACUGUUCUUACGUAUACGACGAUAAGUUGGGUGUAGUCCUCGAUUAUCGGUGCAGCUGUCAUCCAUACACAAGCGGCCGUCAUUGUGAGAAUGGACCGUUUCGGUCGUGCCAAGACAUCAUAAACAAUACAGGAGAUCAUGAGCUGGAAGAUGGAGUGUAUUCUUUGCUUUUGGACUCGACAGCCGUGGAGGUCAUGUGUCACAUGAAAAACAUUCCCGGCUGUAGCAAGAAAGGUUGGAUGCCUGUCAUGAAAACAGACCCCCACGAGGACACAUUUGCCUACCAUUCAAGCUACUGGUCAAACAAGGUCGCUUACAACGUUUCAGCAGGUAAAACAGGUUUUGAUAACUACGAAACAAAGCUACCAACCUACUGGACGGUUCCAUUCAAGGAACUCUGUGUCGGCUUCAGGGUUGGCGAGAGCACUAAAUUCACCACUAUUCCUUACCAAGCGACCUCGCUUUAUGACGUUGUCGCUGAUGGAAUCGAGAGAAGAUUUACUAUUGGGAGAAAAGCUUGGAAGUCACUGAUUCCAGGCGCAUCGCUGCAACGUGAUUGUGAAUUGGAGGGAUUCAAUUUGAAAGCGCCAAGAGGACGGAUGUUGCGCCUUGGGAUUAUUGCUGACCACAUCGACAGUAGCUCCCCUUGUACUGGUGGUCCUGACAGUUUCUUGGGCUUCGCUAUGGAAAAGUUUCCAGCAGCUUCUUUUCAACACGGCAAUAUGUGCCAUCAUAAGUCACGCCAUUGUGAUACCAAUACUUUGGAAUAUAUUCCUGCAUUCGGGUAUAUACUCGUUCGUUGAUUAACAGCAUGUCCAUGAACAUAUGUCACGCCAUUGUGAUACCAAUACUUUGGAAUAUAUUCCUGCAUUCGGGUAUAUACUCGUUCGUUGAAUAACAGCAUGUCCAUGAACAUAUGUCAAGCUAUUGUGAUAGCAAUACUUUGGAAUAUAUUCCUGCAUCUGGUCGUUCCAUUCAUGUUUUUUUACAUUAAAUUACUUUGCAUGUUGUAAGAUUUAUCCUUUUCGUGUGCAUGUUACUGUAACGAUAUUCAGCAAAGAAAAAAUGUAUUCUUGUUGGUAUUCUGGCAUUUUCGUCGUUACCACUAAAUAAAGUUCUGACUUGCAGCUUUUGGCUGCUUGAACAA